AUGAAAACGAAGUUCAACUUAUACGGCCGUGGCCGUCCCCUACGAUGGGCGAUCACCGGUGCCUGCCAGCUCGCAUUCGUGCUCUUCGGAUAUGACCAAGGCGUUUUUUCCGGCAUUGUUGGUAAUGAACACUUCCGUUCAACCUUUGGGAACCCGAGCGACAGCUUGACUGGCAUCAUUGUCUCAAUCUACAAUCUCGGCUGCUUCAGUGGAUGUGUCCUGAAUUUCUUUAUUGGCGAUUGGCUUGGACGACGGAAGGCCAUGUGGUUUGCCAUGUGCUGGAUCAUAGUGGGUGCUGUGCUGCAGACGUCGGCCUUCUCGGUACCGCAUAUGCUGGUUGCUCGAUAUAUUACUGGUAUCGGAACCGGUAUUGAGACAUCCACCGUUCCCAUGUACCAAGCAGAGCUCGCUGAAGCUCAUCGCCGUGGCAGGCUGGUCUGCUCUGAACCGCUCUUUGUCGGUGUUGGCAUCGUCAUCUCCUACUUCUUUGACUACGGCAUGUCAUUCGUACCGUCCCCUCCCGGCAUCGCCUGGCGUCUACCGAUUGCAUGUCAAAUGAUCUUCGCGUUCGUUGUGAUCGGUAUGGUCUUCGGCCUCCCAGAGAGUCCACGUUACCUCUGUCAGAAACAUCGCGAGGACGAAGCGCUUGCUAUCUUGUGUGACGUCUACGACAGGGAUCCUAGUGAUCCGAAGAUUCAGCGAGAGCAAUCUGAGGUCCUCGAAGCCCUUGAGGUUGAACGGGAGCACGGCGAGUAUAAAUGGCGAAACAUAAUGGUUAAAGACAAAGUUCAGACAGGUCGACGUGUGUUGUUGGCAUACGGCAGUAAUCUAACUUCCGCAGGUAUUAAUCUCGUCGUCUACUUCGUCCCUACUGCCUUGCAAGAGAACGUCGGUCUCACACACAACCUUGCCCUAAUCAUCGGUGGAUGCGUUCAGUGCAUGUUCGUCAUCGGAUCUCUGUAUCCGACGUUCUUCAUUGACCGCAGUGGUCGCCGGCCGCCCAUGCUAUGGGGAUCUAUUGGUCUUGGCGUCAGCAUGAUGAUGAUCGCAGUACUCCUCUCGGUUGGCAAACAAGUGACAAGCUCUGCCGCGAUUGCUUUCUUCUUUACGUACAUGUUGAUCUUUGGCGCUUCCGUGAACUGCAUUCCGUGGUGCUACGUGCCGGAAAUACUGCCGCUACAUGUUCGAGCUAAAGGUACUGCUGUUGGGAUUAGCUCAAACUGGAUCUGGAACUUCUUCGUGGUCAUGAUCACGCCCGUCAUCAUCAACCGCCUGCAGUGGAAAGCCUACCUCAUCUUCAUGUGCUUGAACUUCGCCUUCGUGCCACUUGUGUACUUCUGCUAUCCUGAGACGGCGAACUUGACGCUGGAAGAAAUCGAUUUCAUCUUCGCGGACCACACCAAGAGCACGAUCAAGACGAGCAAGCAGAUGUGCUCGGAGCGCAUGAAGUACAAGGGCGCCAGAAGGGACAGCUUUGUGGCACAGUACACAGAGGAGAGGCGCAGGAGCAAGGCUGGGAGUGAUGCGGCUGAGAGGACUGUCCAACACACCGAGAAGUCUGUCUGA
Cyphellophora europaea CBS 101466 is the source of this 1566-nucleotide messenger RNA. RefSeq lists its product as uncharacterized. The record is from RefSeq and is a predicted model, not a curated record. Gene Ontology annotation, molecular function: carbohydrate:proton symporter activity. NCBI's taxonomy places the organism in Eukaryota, Fungi, Ascomycota, Eurotiomycetes, Chaetothyriales, Cyphellophoraceae. The transcript is spliced from 7 exons. Gene Ontology annotation, cellular component: membrane. Gene Ontology annotation, biological process: carbohydrate transport; transmembrane transport. Bases 1 to 1566 code for a protein of 521 amino acids.